Trichogramma pretiosum is the source of this 672-nucleotide messenger RNA. RefSeq names its product ankyrin repeat domain-containing protein 27-like. The transcript has a single exon. NCBI's taxonomy places the organism in Eukaryota, Metazoa, Arthropoda, Insecta, Hymenoptera, Trichogrammatidae. Bases 1 to 672 code for a protein of 223 amino acids. Gene Ontology annotation, molecular function: protein binding. The record is from RefSeq and is a predicted model, not a curated record.
AUGGACGGAUCAACUCCGCUGCACAUCAUUUGUCAGCAACGUUACGACAUUUACACGGCCCGAUUCUUUUUCAAGAUCAGCGACGAUGGAGGUCAGACGUUGCGAGUCAACGCCGUGAACGACUUGGGUCAGACACCGCUACACUUGGCUGUUGAAUACAACAUCAGAAGCUUGACCAAAGUGUUGCUGAGAAUAGGUGCCAAUCCGAACUUGGCCGACGGAGACGGAUCGACUCCUCUGCACGCGAUUUGCAAAAAAGGCUGGGACGAUCAAUCGGCGACAUUCUGGAAGAUGUUCCUCAGGAUCAACGAUGCGAUUCAGCAGACGCUACAGGUUGACCGCCGAGACAAGUGGGGUAUGACGCCCCUUCAGUGGGCCGUGGCGUACAUCUCGCCGAACACCGUUGACAUUCUCCUCGAUCGUGGCGACGAUCUGUCCAACUUCGUUUUUCCAACCGAGAUUUACUUCGCUGCGAAAUGGGACACCGGGGAAAGUAAUUUGAAUGUAGGAACGUCUGGCGUCUUGGCCGUCGUUGAACAUCUCGAGAAAAGAGGAUACGAAUUGGGUCGAAGCGAUGCCCUUACAAUAAUGAAAGUAUUCUACAAGGACGGAUCGUUAAAUAUUUUGAUAAAUUUCGAAGCUAUGCGCGAAGAGGCCAUGCAAAAAAACUAA